CUGUUGUUUCACUACGUAAGUGUGGCUGAUGGAAUUGUGGAAACAGUUUCAGAACAACUACACCAUCUGAUUAAUCAAUUUCGAGUUAUUUGCCCUCACACAAUCUCAACAUGUCGACAAUCAAACUUGCUUUGAUUACCUUGCUUUUCAUCACUGUUACCAGCGCAGAGAAGAAUAAGAAUAAGGAAGUCACAUACGAUAGAAGGUCGCUCAUCAUCAAUGGAAAACGGGAGCUUCUCUUCUCCGGUUCCGUCCAUUACACUCGAAGUCCCCCUGAGAUGUGGCCACAGAUUAUUGACAAAGCUAGACGUGGAGGUAUAAACGUGAUUCAAACAUACAUCUUCUGGAACGUUCAUGAGCCUGUACAUGGCAAGUUCAAAGUGGAUCCGGAGUAUGAUUUCGUGAAGUUCAUGCAGCUCUGUCAUGACAAAGGAAUGUAUGUUACCCUCAGGGUUGGACCUUUCAUCCAAGCCGAAUGGAAUCACGGAGGACUUCCGUAUUGGCUAAGAGAGGUUCCUGAUAUCAUAUUCCGUUCAAACAAUGAAGCCUUUAAGAAAUACAUGAAAGAAUAUACAAAAACUGUUAUAAAGUUAUGUAAAGAAGCGAAGCUCUUCGCUCCCCAAGGAGGCCCCAUCAUCUUGGCACAGAUCGAGAAUGAGUACAACCAUAUCCAACGCGCUUUUAGAGAGGACGGAGAUAAGUACGUCCAAUGGGCUGCAAAUUUGGCAGUUGCACUGGAUGUUGGAGUUCCAUGGAUCAUGUGCAAACAAACGGAUGCUCCUGAUCCAGUGGUAAAUGCAUGCAAUGGAAGACACUGUGGUGAUACCUUUACAGGCCCUAACAAACCCGACAAGCCUGUCCUGUGGACUGAAAACUGGACUGCUCAGUAAGUAUAUUCAUUGCUGAUCAACAUUGUAAGUAAGUAUUUUUGUAAUGUUUCGUGAACAUCA
This is a messenger RNA of Vigna umbellata (rice bean), 950 nucleotides long. NCBI's taxonomy places the organism in Eukaryota, Viridiplantae, Streptophyta, Magnoliopsida, Fabales, Fabaceae. The record is from RefSeq and is a predicted model, not a curated record.